Messenger RNA from Anneissia japonica, 631 nucleotides. Its product is annotated as potassium/sodium hyperpolarization-activated cyclic nucleotide-gated channel 2-like. The record is from RefSeq and is a predicted model, not a curated record. The transcript has 3 exons. NCBI's taxonomy places the organism in Eukaryota, Metazoa, Echinodermata, Crinoidea, Comatulida, Comatulidae. Bases 46 to 567 code for a protein of 173 amino acids.
GCCAACUACAACUGUCGAUCGCUUGUAUCUUCCGUCCCAUUUUUUAUGAAAGCAGAACCAAAUUUUGUCACAAAGGUUGUGACGUUACUAAAAUUUGAGGUGUUCCAACCGGGUGACAUCAUUAUCCGUGAAGGGACGUUUGGCGAUCGUAUGUUCUUUAUACAGCAAGGGGUGGUGGAUGUUUUAACGCAUGACGGAGAUGUUGCCACUUCUCUAUCCGAAGGAUCGUAUUUUGGAGAAAUCUGUCUGCUGACACACGAACGACGGGUAGCAAGCAUUCGUUCAGAGACAUACUGUUCUCUGUUCUCUCUGUCUGUAGAGAACUUUCAAAAAGUCGUCAUCGAAUAUCCGUCGAUUCGUAAAACAAUGGAAGAGAUAGCAAUCCGACGUCUAAAGAAGAUUGGAAAGUCAGCGAGUCUCAUACGCAACAACAUAAAUCCUUCUAGUAAAAAAGACAGCGUUUUGUUCGAUCUUCCAUUAGAUGCAGACUGCUAUGACAGCGUGUUGGAAGAAGACGAGAAAGUAAUUGGUGUAACCGAGUCAACCGUCAUCAACGAAAAGCUGUAGAACAAAUGAAUUUAAAUAUAUUAUGUCAUUAUAAAUUCUGUUUGUAAUUAAAGCCUAUUUGGGC